Messenger RNA from Diuraphis noxia (Russian wheat aphid), 1126 nucleotides. Its product is annotated as protein takeout-like. The record is from RefSeq and is a predicted model, not a curated record. NCBI's taxonomy places the organism in Eukaryota, Metazoa, Arthropoda, Insecta, Hemiptera, Aphididae. Gene Ontology annotation, biological process: multicellular organismal reproductive process.
UCAGUCACCGGUUAUGUAGACAUAAAUACUAUAUGGUCAUCGUUUCGAUUCAUAUUUAUUAUACAUAUUAUACGAUAAAUCUAUGUAUAGCAAAUAUAUCGUAGUCCGACCGGGUCGAUCGCCUAUAUAAUAUCUAAUUCUAUAUAGCUAUAUAUUUAAUACGUAAUUUAUGCAUGUGUAAUUUGUGUCCAUUUCGAUCCGAGUAAAUAAAUAUAUAUGUACACGAAAAWCAGUAGAAAAACUAAGUGUAUGUACGUUACCUAACACUGUGCGAUAUACCUGUACUCAUAAAUAAUGGCGACAAAAUUUGUGCCGUUUAUGCUUUUAUCGUGUUACACGAUCGUGAAAAAUGUUGAAUCCGCUAAGCUCCAAGCUCUACCGUUACCGUCAUACAUUGGUAAGGGCUGUUUGAGGGACGACCCAAACCUAAACGAAUGCGUUGUGCGUAAAGGAGCUCCUGUAAUCGAUCGUAUAGUCAAAGGUGACCCAAAGUACCGGAUACCGAAGUUAGAUCCUUUAGUCAUACCAGAGUUGACGAUUAAUCAGGGUACCAAACAAGUGGGUUUGACAAUGUCAUGCAAAAACUGCGAGCUGCACGGCCUAAAAGAAACGCGAUUCGUUAGAGCCAGAGUGGACGAGAAAAAGAGACACGUUGAAUGGGACUUUGAACUCGAUCAAUGUAUGUUUUUGGGAAAAUAUUCGGUCUCAGGGCAAGUCCUGAUAUUGCCAAUCAAAGGUGACGGAGAUGCUAACAUCACAGUCAAUGGGAUAACGUUUACGUAUUUAUAUGACUAUAAUCUAGUCAAACGAGCAAAUGAAAGAGACUAUGUGGAUAUCGUCAAAAGUGAACUGAAGUUUGAUGCCAAAGGAAUGAAAUUGAAAUUAGAUAAUUUAUUCAACGGAGACAAGCUAUUGGGAGAUAACAUGAACCUUUUUCUAAACGAGAACUGGCAAGAUUUACUGAAAGAGUUCGGACCUGCYAUCGGUGACGCGUUUGGAACGAUUAUGAAGAACACGCUGGGAUCGGUAUCAGACCUAGUGCCAUACGACUUUAUUUUUCCAACUAGUUAAUAUUUAUACUUCUGUUAUUAUUUAUUGUUAUACAUAUUAUAUUUUUAUAAGCCUC